AUGCUUUCACAGUUUGCAUUGCCCAAUCCAACAUCAUUGUCAUCUCCCCUAGGUCUUUCUCCAGCUUGUCAUGAGGAAAAACUCAUCUCUAAUAGACUUUCUGAGGAUCCCAUCCAUAUGGCUAGAAGGGCCUCUGUUCAAUCGGACCGGACAAAGGAGAAUAGAGAGGGUGGCCGUACCGCCAGUACUGAGCUAGUUCCAUCACAUUUAGCCCCUUCAACACCCUCAGCUGCUUCUCUUACAUCCAUCUGCUCUGUCUCCACUACGCUAUCCUCUCUUGGCAACUCUCUUCAUCAUCGGCACUGCAGUCCGAAGACUUCGACUUCUAAAAUCACAGAAGGUCACUCUUCAGAGACUAAUGGAGAAGGCUAUGGAGGUGGACAAUGGUCGAGUCAACCUGGAGGCCUCUGUGCUCUUGCUCCGCUAGGCCCAGGAAAUCCAUACUUUAACUCAGACCUGCCAUCUCCAGGAUGUCCGAUGACUUCCAGCUGGCGUGUUUCUACCUGCCCAGCGUCCCUGUGUCCUCUGCCCUUGCCUCCGCCUCUCCCUUCUCGGCAGAUUAUCUUUCCACCCAUUUUUUGUCCUCCUUUUUCUUCCUCACAACUCUCACCACUUGCUUCCAUUCAGUCUAAUCAGACGCAACGCACACGGCAAAUAUCAUCUAAACGUCGCACUGGCCACUCAAUCCAGUCUGUUGGAGGUGAUAAUGAAGGUAGUUUCGGGGAUGGGUGUCGUGGUUCGACCACUGUCACUCAUUUCGCAUGUGGUCCAGAGGAACUCGCUUCGGAAGGUCUUUCGGGCGACUGCUAUCUUGAUAGCCUGGCUUUGACUAUCUGGCAGUUUUUUCUCGAAACAAGGCAGACUCCGAUCACUCUCUUCCGAAAGCUGCAGCUACGGAACGCACUGCAUAUGGUCGUCUCCGGUGCUUUUCAUUGUUAG
This is a messenger RNA of Protopolystoma xenopodis, 939 nucleotides long. The record is from the annotation of a GenBank genome assembly. Lineage: Eukaryota; Metazoa; Platyhelminthes; Monogenea; Polystomatidea; Polystomatidae.